UGGGAGUUGCAGAAUUUUAAGGGGGGUAACGGGACAGAAGUGAUGCAGGAGCGACCCACGAGCCGCGGUUGGAGUCGGGAGAGGCUCCGCAAAAGCUGCUGGAGCUGUUGUUGUUGUUUUUGUUGAUGAUGAUGCUGUUUAGAGAGACUGAUGACAGCUGACAGCCGCGCGAAAGUUCAAGGGCGACCGAGUGCCAGGGAUUUCAGAGCCGCGCCGGCCGCUGCGGGGAUGGACGGCGACGCACACAGCAGACCGCCUGACCGAAGCAGGAGAUCAUCGAAAAACAAAGCACCUCCUCCUCCUCCUGUCCUGAAAGGCUUGAGUCACAAGCGCCCAGCGUACCCUCACCCUGCCAUGGAGCAGAAGGAGAACCCGCUGGAGCAAGACCUGACUCUUACCGUGGUCCUUCCUGAAGGGGUGGAGAAGACCGCGGUCGUCCACGGCAGCAAGCCCAUGAUGGACCUGCUGGUCAUGCUUUGUGCCAAGUAUCACCUGAACCCGUCGGGCCACACGAUAGAGCUCAUCACCACCAACAGAAACCAUGUGAAGUUCAAACCCAACGCCCUCGUUGGAGCGCUAGAGGCCGAGAAGAUCCUGCUGAAACCGAAAGGCAUGGAGGACAAAAGCAAAAAGACAGGACCACAGAUGCCGGAGGCAACCGUGCGGUUAGUCAUCAACUACAAGAAAACCCAGAAAACCAUUCUCAGGGUGAGUCCUCGGGUUCCUUUACAAGAACUGCUACCGGCCAUCUGCGAGAAAUGCGAAUUUUACCCGCAGACCACGGUUUUAUUACGAAACGUCCACUCGGAAGACACUUUGGACCUGAGCGGCUCCCUCAACGAUUUUGGCCUGAGGGAAGUGUAUGCGAGAGACACCAAAGUUAUUAGCCCUGUCAGUCCUAUUAGUCCUGUAAGCCUGCCUCCAUCUCCAACUCACUCAGAAAUAUUUCAUCAUGGGAAGGAGAAAAUCCAGAAGGAGAAAGAUAAGAGGCGGUUCAGCUUAUUUCGGAAAGGAAGUAAGAAGCAAUCUGAACAGUCUACGACCGUGAGCGCACCAGCAUCUCCGGUGCACAGGAAGCAGAGACCAGUCAGCAUGAGUUCCUUCAGCGCGCAUUCGCCCAUUACGUACGACUCCAACACCAUGCCCUCCGACACGCCAAAGAAAAGACGGGCCCCGCUGCCGCCGAGCAUGAUGUCACAGAGCAUGCCUACCGACCUUGGUCACCCGGCCGCUGUGCAUCCCGAUGGAAACCAGAAUAUGGCCCCUUUGAGCCGGGGAUCCUCGACAGAGUCGUCCUUCAAGAAGUCUACCAAGAGGAAGGCCCCUCCGCCCCCCAGCUUGAGCAGCGCAGCCCCUCCUGAUGAAAACACACAGGACCGGAGCAUGACAGAAGCGCCGUUGGCGUCUCCUCUGGAGGAGAUCAGGGAACAGGAGGAGGUGAAUGUGAGCGCUGAAGGUCAGGUGGCCGUCGUGGAAGAGGAGGAGGACAACAGCAGCCUCAAUCUGUCCGCCGACAUCUCUCUGGACUCGGGCCGCGCCGGAACAGCAACUCCUUCUCAGGAUUCAGAGACUCUAGAUCCGCCGUGUGACCUCUCCACAGAUGCGGAAGUUGCAGAAGAAACAGUGAAUGGAGAGAUUAAGUUGGACCGGACCGCAAGCUCACAUAUUAAUUCAGAAGAGAUAGAGCCACCGACGGAAAAGACAGAAGAGGCAUGUCAGACUUCAGAAAGUGGCCCUGCUCUGGAGGAGACCACGGAAAAGCCUGCGUCUUUGUUCAACAAGCUUCAAACCUCCGAAUGCGGCAUCCAGACGUCGCACGCGGACUUGCAAGCGCGGGGCACAGAGUCCAUCCUCGAAAACCAAACUCCAACGACCGUCCCCAGUUUGGUCAGCUUCGCUCACACUGAAACGCAAACGCAGAUGGAGCCCCAGAAACCCUCAAGUGAGCCGUCGGGCUCGUGCACUGAACCCUCCGCAGCGCCGCAUGAGUCCUCCGUGGGGCUGAAAAGAGACAUGGCCACCUCCACAGAAGAGCUGCGUGCUCCUGAACCGCCUUCGCCUGCCGUCCAGGCGCCAGAGGAUCUGGCAUCCACCCCAACCUCUAAAGCGAAUACUGUAAAGCGCAUAGCAGACGGCGAACCCAAACCCAAACCGUCCAACGAGCUCACCCGCGAAUACAUUCCCAAAGUGGGCAUGACCACCUACACCAUCGUGCCUCAGAAGUCUCUCGAAAAGCUGCGCUUCUUUGAAGUAGAGUUGACUUUGGAGCCCAAUGUGGAUUACAAACCUGAAACUAAGCCCGUUUCCAAUGGUACAGCUGCUGUUAAUGGCCAUCAGAACGUCUUUGCGCAAACCAGUCCUUGUACUUCACCUCCAGCUGCCGUUUCGUCCCCUGUAGAAGGAACCGAAUGCAAGAAAGUUCCCCCGGCGACAAGACCCAAACCAGCUUCUUUCCGCCUGCCGCAGCACAAACGAACGGCAGGGGAUUACGUAUCCUCCGCUGCCGUUCGCCGAGCGAGUGUGGGCAGUAACAGCAGCGGCAGCAGUUGUUGUAGCAGUCCCGCGCCCCGGCCCAAAGAUACCGCAAGCAGCCCGCAAUCGGACGUGUUUCCUGCACUGGACAGCUUCCCUCCUCCGCCGCCGCCGGUGCAAUGGGAUGAUGAGCAGAGCGCCAGAGCCAGAGAUGCACCUCGAACUGCAACGGCGGCUGUCCCUCUGCCCGAAGCUCCCAAAUUCGGAGUGUCCCGUCAGAAGAGUCUUCCCACAAACCCCACACCUUCGCUGAGUCUAGAGAAGCUGAGAAGCUUCGCCGCUCCCAAACCCUACUCGCCCUCUUCGCCCUCGCGCUUCGCUCAGGCUGUGUCUUCUGCAGUGAAGAGGACCCAGUCGCUUUCCCAUCAACCCCUGGGGCAGUUACCGCGCACGCAUCUUCUCACAAAACAGAGAUCCAUUACGGAGUCCCCUGAGCCUCCGGCCAGCACUGUGACAGACAAUGGAGAAGGACGCACAGGGAGAUCCGGAGAGGCCCCAUGGCAAACAGCAGGCCCCGGCGGUCCAGCGCCGAGCUCCACCCGAGACGGAGGCAUGGGAACAUGUAAGAUUGGAAAUACUCAACCGUCACCAGGGUCUGAAGCCACGUUGAAGGGAAUGUCCGAAGUCUUUCAUUCGGUGGAAGAAUGAAAUGUGCCUUCGUUGAUGGGAUCCCAGCAUCACUUGCCUUCAAAUAUUACGCAGGUCAAGAGAAGAUCUUCCGUCUUCAUUUUUGCAUAGUCAUAUUUGGUUUCUCACAAAUCGAGACUUUCAACACUUUCUUUUUUUUUUGAAUCUGGAUGUGGUCAGAACUGUGUAGAGCGCAGUGUACUUAUCAUUCACUUUUUUUCCCUAACACAGCAGUUUUUAAUUAGCUAUGUGCCUUAAAUAAACCUAAAAAAAUUAAAUGCAUCAUCACACACACACACAAAAAAGAAAUAAAAUAAAUUAGAUAUA
This is a messenger RNA of Puntigrus tetrazona (Sumatra barb), 3486 nucleotides long. It is a transcript of the gene cobll1b, whose product is annotated as cordon-bleu WH2 repeat protein-like 1b. The record is from RefSeq and is a predicted model, not a curated record. Gene Ontology annotation, molecular function: actin monomer binding. The transcript is spliced from 14 exons. The coding region runs from base 151 to 3180 and encodes 1009 amino acids. NCBI's taxonomy places the organism in Eukaryota, Metazoa, Chordata, Actinopteri, Cypriniformes, Cyprinidae.